This is a messenger RNA of Scophthalmus maximus (turbot), 1531 nucleotides long. It is a transcript of the gene rusf1, whose product is annotated as RUS family member 1. The record is from RefSeq and is a predicted model, not a curated record. Lineage: Eukaryota; Metazoa; Chordata; Actinopteri; Pleuronectiformes; Scophthalmidae. The coding region runs from base 158 to 1450 and encodes 430 amino acids. The transcript has 14 exons.
GUGAGGGCGGAAGAUAACACGGAAACAGCUCCGAGGAAUAAAACACAACACGACACGUCGGCUCGCAGCAUCAAGCUCCUGCUUCCAAAAUGGAGCAAAAUUAAAAAAUAUUGUCUGUCAGACCGCAGUGUUGUUGUCUUUGCUCCCAGCUGCUUAAAUGGAGGCGGACAGCGGUGUGGUCUUGGCCACGGAGAGAUAUGGCAGCGCGGGGUCCUGGAAGUAUUUAGCCAAGGAUGGAGUCGUGGAGAGGAAGAGAGAGGACAGAGACGGGGAGUCUAGAGGGAACUCUGUUGUGGGAGUUUUUAAAAGUGUGUUCCUGCCUCAAGGCUACCCAGAGAGCGUCAGUGGCGACUACCUGCAGUACCAGUUCUGGGACACUGUGCAGGCCUUCUCCAGCUCCCUGUCAGGGACUCUGGCCACUCAGGCCUCCCUCCGAGGGGUCGGCGUCGGAAACCAAGAGGCCACGGUGGCUGCAGCCACAAUCACCUGGUUAUUAAGAGAUGGAACAGGCAUGUUGGGUAGAAUCCUCUUCGCCUGGCAGAAAGGGAGUAAACUGGACUCGGAGGCCAAAAAGUGGAGGCUUUUUGCCGAUGUUCUCAACGAUAUCGCUAUGUUCAUGGAGAUAUUGGCUCCAUACUUCCCGGCUUGCUUCACCUUGAUUGUGUGUACGGCAGGGAUAUUCAAGUCCAUUGUCGGAGUGGCAGGCGGAGCGACCAGAGCUGCUCUGACUGUUCAUCAGGCUCGCAGAGACAACAUGGCUGACAUCUCUGCCAAAGAUGGAAGUCAGGAGACUUUAGUAAAUUUGGCUGGACUGCUGAUCAGCCUCACACUCAUUCCCCUCGUCACUGAUAAUGCAGUACUGACACUCAGCCUCUUCUUCCUCUUCACCAUCCUCCACCUCUUUGCCAAUUACAAGGCUGUGCGUUCGGUCGUCAUGGAAACCUUCAACGAGGCGCGGCUCUCGAUUGUGUUGCAGCAGUACCUGAGAGACGAACGGAUCCUGACUCCACUCGAGGCCAAUCAGAGAGAGCCCGUUUUCUUGGAGUUUAGGAAAACUGUGCCAAUUAGACUUGGCGUGAGGCUACAGGAGGUCAUACAAAGUCCAGAGGAACUCCAGUUGGCUACGAAGAAAAACAACAUGCCUUACCUCUUGGGGGUGAGAAACGGGUGUGUAUGCAUUUGCUUGGGACCAGAAGCAUCGGUGCAUCAGGAAAUCCGUGCCGUGUGCCAGGCCGUGUGGAUCGGCAGCAAGUUGAGUCCUCCGGCCUCCACAGAAACUAAUUCACAUCAACAUCAGAGUCACUGGGAAACGGUGCACGAGAGUCACAAGCUGAUGGACACGAUUUUUAAUGCAUUUCUCAAAGGUGUAGAGGCUGCAGGAUGGGACACUAAACGAACCCUGCUGGACUGGGAUGAGUGGAGGGUGCAGUGGAAAUCUAAAAGCAACUGAGCUUUGAGGCGUCUGCAGCAGAUUCUCACUUUAUAUCACUUUGUUGAAGGUUUUAUUAAACAAUCAUAUUUGAUAUAAGUA